GACUUGCAUACCUAAUACCAGCCUCUCAUUAGGCUAUAUAAACAAGAGAAAUAUCAAGUGCCAACAUAUCUCUAUCAUUCACUUACAUACAACAAUGCCAAGGGGAAAGUUAAAACUAGAACCCAUAACUGAUAACAUUGCAAGGAACCAAAGUUUCAAGAAGAGGAAGAAAGGUAUUAUCAAGAAAGUCAACGAGCUGGCUACUCUCUGUGGUGUCAAAGCUUGUGCGGUUAUCAACAGCUGCGACAAUACGGAGCCGGAGUUUUCCCCGUCAAAGGAAGGCGCUAGAGAAGUGUGCUUGAAGUUUCUGAAUGUUCUGCCGGAGCAACGGUACAAGAAGAUGUAUGACCAAGAGAGGUAUCUGUGGGAGAGGAUCCAGAAAGGAAGAGAGAAACUGAUGAGGAUAGAUGAAGAGAAUCGAGAGAUUGAGGUUCAAGAGGUUAUGUUCGAUCUUCUCAAGGGGAAAGCGAUGUCGCCGCAUCACUAUUCUGAUCCAGAUGCAUCUGGUCCUGUUGUUGGUGAUGUGGACCCUUUUGCUGUCGGAACCGAGGGUUUGGUAAGUAACCCUACUGAAGUUUAUCAUCAUAUGCGUCAAUAUGAUGGUAUGGAUAUGAGUGUGAAUGAGCAGGCUCAUGGUGGUUCUAAUGAUCAUGUUCAUCAUCAGAAUAUGAAUCUUCAAGAACCAUUUCAAUACCAAUCUCUUGGUAACUUUUAUGAUCAGACCCAGCCUAGGUUCAACGGUUCGAGCCAGGACAUGUAUACAUGUUUGAGUCUUGAUCAGGGACAGAGUUCAAAUCAGUAUCCAAAUCAACACCAAUCGUUGUUGAUGGGACAACCUCAGCAGAUGAGUGAUGUUCAAGCCAGCGUUGCUUCAAUGGACGACAACAGCUACUGCUACCACCAAUUACCAAUCACCAGUCAGAUGCCUGUCACAACCACCACCACCGCCGCACCUGCCGCCGAUCUUUCUGAUCAUAGCAUCGAUAAUAAGUGUUUGGACUGAAAUGUUUGCGUUUGUAUUUCUGAAAUUUCACAUUGUAAUGAUUAAAGGUUUUUGCCUUUAAAUCAGUUAUGCUAUUAUAUAUCAUUGUCUGGCAAUAUUGUAUCGUCUACCAUAUUGUCUUUGGAAGUU
Messenger RNA from Raphanus sativus (radish), 1132 nucleotides. RefSeq names its product agamous-like MADS-box protein AGL36. Gene Ontology annotation, biological process: regulation of transcription by RNA polymerase II. The transcript has 2 exons. NCBI's taxonomy places the organism in Eukaryota, Viridiplantae, Streptophyta, Magnoliopsida, Brassicales, Brassicaceae. The record is from RefSeq and is a predicted model, not a curated record. Gene Ontology annotation, molecular function: DNA-binding transcription factor activity, RNA polymerase II-specific; RNA polymerase II cis-regulatory region sequence-specific DNA binding; protein dimerization activity. The coding region runs from base 95 to 1003 and encodes 302 amino acids.